This is a messenger RNA of Xiphophorus hellerii (green swordtail), 3561 nucleotides long. It is a transcript of the gene spg7, whose product is annotated as SPG7 matrix AAA peptidase subunit, paraplegin. The transcript has 18 exons. The coding region runs from base 160 to 2616 and encodes 818 amino acids. The record is from RefSeq and is a predicted model, not a curated record. Gene Ontology annotation, biological process: mitochondrial protein processing. Gene Ontology annotation, molecular function: ATP-dependent peptidase activity; ATP binding; metalloendopeptidase activity. Gene Ontology annotation, cellular component: membrane; m-AAA complex. Lineage: Eukaryota; Metazoa; Chordata; Actinopteri; Cyprinodontiformes; Poeciliidae.
AGCUGCAAAGAAGAAGGGUUGUUACGUCUGUAGCAUCAUGCUAGCUACAGAGUGAGAGUUGGGUAAAAACAACUGCUCCUAAAAUCGGUCUUUUGGAAAACUUCAGCUAUGACUCAUUUUCUGUUAAGCUAAUACCCAUGUUCACCGAUAGUAGACACCAUGUCGGCUCUUUUAUUGCUGAACAGAGCUGGAAUCUGCAGAAAAUUCAGCAGAUGUGUGAUAUGGACGCUAUCAAGGCGAAACUAUCAAGUUUUAACAAACAAAGUGAUAUCCAGUGAAGGCGCUGGUAAUGUACUGUCCAGGUGUGCUAAUGUCAGGAAGACACUGCAUUUUCCAAGAUCAGAGCGGACUCUCACAGGUCAACCUCAGAAGAAACUCAUCCAGAGUCUUCUCCACAAACCUUUGAGUCCUGACAUGGUUGGACUCAGCAGAGCGUUAAUCAGAAGCAACCUAUUAAGGAAUCCAGUGGGUUUAUUAAAUUUAUUAGGGUCAACUAACUUUUUCAGUGCGUCUCAAGCCAAUAAACAGAAAAAUAAAAGUUCUGGGCCAAAGGGAAAAACUCCUCAGGAAGAUGAAGAGGAGAAGAAACGGCGUGAGCAGGAGGAUCAGAUGUACCGCGAGCGCCUGCGGACGCUCUUCAUUAUCGCAAUCAUCAUGAGCCUGCUUAACUCUAUUAAUACCAGUGGUGGCAACAUCUCCUGGAAUGACUUUGUCAACGAGAUGUUGGCCAAGGGUGAGGUGUCCCGAGUGCAGGUUGUUCCUGAGAGUGACAUUGUAGAAAUCUACCUUCAUCCUGGGGCUGUCAUCUUCGGGAGACCUAGGCUGGCACUCAUGUACAGAAUGCAGGUUGCAAACAUUGAUAAGUUUGAGGAGAAGCUGCGAGCAGCAGAGGAGGAACUAAAUAUCGACACUAAGGACAGGAUACCAGUGACAUACAAACGCACUGGAUUCUUUGGAAAUGCAGUCUAUGCUCUGGGAAUGGCUGCUAUAGGGGUGGCUAUUCUCUGGUAUAUCUUCCGACUUGCAGGCAUGGGCAGCAGAGAAGGCGGCUUCAGUGCUUUUAAUCAGCUGAAGAUGGCCAAGUUCACCAUUGUUGAUGGAAAAUCUGGGAAAGGAGUGAGUUUCAAAGAUGUAGCUGGCAUGCAUGAGGCUAAGAUGGAGGUAAAGGAAUUUGUUGACUACCUCAAGAGUCCAGAAAGAUACCUGCAGCUGGGAGCCAAAGUUCCUAAGGGAGCGUUGCUGCUCGGGCCUCCAGGAUGCGGCAAGACCCUGCUGGCCAAAGCUGUAGCAACAGAGGCCCAGGUGCCCUUUCUGGCUAUGGCUGGCUCUGAGUUUGUGGAGGUCAUUGGAGGUCUCGGCGCUGCCAGGGUCAGGAGCCUGUUUAAAGAGGCCCGUGCUCGGGCGCCUUGCAUCGUCUACAUAGAUGAGAUUGACGCUGUGGGGAAGAAGCGCUCCACCAAUAUGUCAGGUUUCUCCAACACGGAGGAGGAGCAGACUCUCAACCAGCUCCUGGUGGAGAUGGAUGGAAUGGGAACAACAGACCACGUCAUCGUUCUGGCCUCCACUAACAGAGCAGACAUUUUGGAUAAUGCUCUUAUGAGGCCAGGCCGGCUGGACAGGCACAUCUUCAUAGAUCUACCUACACUGCAGGAAAGGAAGGAGAUCUUUGAACAACAUCUAAAGAUCUUGAAGUUGACCCAACCAGCUAAUUUCUACUCUCUGCGGCUGGCUGAGCUCACCCCAGGCUUCAGUGGUGCAGACAUUGCAAACAUCUGCAACGAAGCUGCACUGCACGCUGCCAGAGAGGGGUUCAAGUCCAUCGAUACUUUUAACUUUGAGUAUGCUGUGGAAAGAGUGAUAGCAGGGAGCAUAAAGAAAAGCAAGAUUCUGUCUAAAGAAGAGCAGAGGGUGGUUGCCUUCCACGAGUCUGGACACGCCUUAGUAGGAUGGCUGCUGGAGCACACCGAGGCAGUGAUGAAGGUCUCCAUUGCUCCGCGAACGAAUGCCGCCCUGGGUUUUGCUCAGAUCUUACCCCGCGACCAGUACCUGCUCACCAAGGACCAGCUGUUCCAGCGCAUGUGCAUGGCUCUGGGAGGAAGAGCGGCCGAGGCCAUCACUUUUAACAAAGUCACCACAGGAGCUCAGGAUGACUUGAGGAAGGUGACACGUGUGGCUUACUCUAUGGUGAAGCAGUACGGUAUGUGCGACAGUGUGGGGCAGGUGUCGUUCCCUGAGACAGAGGAGCAAGGUGCUGUCGGGCGCCGUCCAUUCAGCCAGGGCCUGCAGCAACAGAUGGAUCAUGAGGCUAAGAUGCUGAUAGCUCGUGCUUACAGACACACAGAGAAACUGCUGCUGGACAACAGGGACAAACUGAUCCUGUUGGCCAACGCUCUAUUAGAGUGUGAGGUGGUGAACUAUGACGACAUCGAAGCCUUGCUGGGCCCGCCGCCGUUUGGGCCGAAGAAGAUCAUCCUCCCACAGAGCUGGGUGGAGGCAGAGAGGGACAAGCAAGACACAGAAGAGGAUGAACCUCAACCUCCUCCUCGCAAACAUAGAGAGGACGACGUUGAUCCGCAGAGCUGGUGGAGAAUUAAUACGAGCAGGGAAUCCUCAUAAAGCUUGUUCUGACAGUAAAAGUAAAGUUUGAAAAACUGUUGCUGAAUCACCUUCCAGAUUUGAUGAAUUUCUCUACAACUUUAAGAAUGUUGCUGAACUAUUAUUAUUCUCACAAUGUUUGCAAAGUUUGAAAGAAAGCUUUCUCAAUCAGGCUGCUCUUCAUAUACAGAUUGUGUAGAUAAUGUUUUCUUUUAGAAUGUGCUGUACAUGUCUGUUUAUACAAAUGUACUGUAGCAGAUUUGUGUCUGAAUUUAGGGAACAGAUGGCUCUUAACAUCUGCAAGAGGCAGUAAAGAUAAUAUAGGGCUAUUUAUAAAUACAAGCUACACUCUCCGACAGUUUCAUUUACGUUCAACUAAAAAGUUCACAUUUACAUAAAUGCAUCAUUCUGCAGCAAAAUGGACAUACAUUUCUGUGGGUAAAUGAAGCCUUGUACAAGCCAGUAAACUUGCUGCUAAAGCAAGCACUAAAAGGAAAAACAUGACUGGGCCUAGAAUAUAAGUCUUCAUUAUGUUGUUAGCAAGCAUGAAGUCAUUCUAAAUACUGUGUAAUGUUAUAAAAGGGUUGUGUGAAUUUUUGCUUCCAAACAAUAGAUAAGUGAAAAGGCACGACCUUUCAGCCUUUAAAGGUUUUUAAAAACAAUUAAAAUAUAAAUGCUGAUAUGAGAGACCUUUGCUCUCAGCUGUCGUAAGUGAGCUAUUACAUUUUCAUUUCUGGUUCUGUCAAUCUCAUUCAGUUCACCCACAAACUUCACUGAAGAUAAUUCAUAAUUUUAGUGAAGGAAUUUUUUUUUUUUUUUCUUCAUUUUAUUGGGUUGUAUACAAAAGACUCAUUUAUACAGGGAAAGAAAGUGGAAUCAAUUAGAAUGUUUUAUUUUAUGAGGAGGGAUUGUAAAUUGAUAACAAAAAUGUGUUGCCAAAUAUUUAAAUAAAUAUUUAAAAGCCGU